Molecule: messenger RNA, 4607 nt
Organism: Neoarius graeffei (lesser salmon catfish)
Lineage: Eukaryota; Metazoa; Chordata; Actinopteri; Siluriformes; Ariidae
Product: histone-lysine N-methyltransferase PRDM9-like
Exons: 4
Coding region: 164-1672 (502 amino acids)
Biological process (GO): regulation of transcription by RNA polymerase II
Cellular component (GO): nucleus
Molecular function (GO): DNA-binding transcription factor activity, RNA polymerase II-specific; RNA polymerase II cis-regulatory region sequence-specific DNA binding
Source: RefSeq, a predicted model, not a curated record
UACAAAAUAUGCGUAUGUUUGAAGCGAGCAUUCACAGUCUUCUAUAGUGACAUGUUACAGUUUGUAUUUAUUUCGCAGCAAGAGUGUUUUAUAAAGUGGACAUAAAGUGUAAAGUGGACAUAACUGCGUACAGAGGCUUAGUGUCACGUUAGAAAAGCACGAAAUGGCUCAGUUCACGUUCCAAGAGCAGCUGUUGUCCGUCAUGGAGGUUCUGGCCAAAGCAGCCACGGAGGAAAUUAACCGGCGUGUGGCCGACAGCUGUGCGGUGAUCCGCCUCGAGCUCUCCCGCAGUCAGAGGGACAUCGACAGCCUGAAAAGGAAAUGCCAGGUGAUGGAGAAUGAAUUGAGGAAGGUACGAGGAAGAGGAAGGAGGAAAGUGUUUGUCUGCAGCUCCUCUGAGAAGAUACCUUUUCAGAGUGUGUGUGCCAGAGACACUGAUGUAAAUGUAUGCAGGGCUGAACAGCCUGUUCCGCCAUCACAGGAGGAUCCUGCGGCAUCUACGCCACACAUCCAUCAGACUGUCCAGAUACUGGAGGACAGAUCUGCGGCCACAGCCAUUAAAGAGGAGGGAAAUGAAAACGAUCCAUGGAAUAGGAGAGAGGCUGCAGGGCAGUUUCCUUAUGGGUGUCAUGGGAACAAGCCAUACAACCCAGCUCAGGAGAUAAGUGAAGAACAAAACCGAUUUAGUGAAGACAUGGAGAGACAGAGGACGCACCUCACACACAUCAGCUCUCCGGUCACGAGCAACGAGGAGCGUCCGAGCAGUCUAAGACUUAAGGUAAAAACUGAAAAGGAGGAAGAGGAUGAGAAGGAAGUAGCAGAAGUCAUCCUGGUGGAGGGGCCUGAACAAAGCAGAGAAGAAACUAAUCAUCUGGAGUUUGCUUAUAACAGCAACAGUAACGAGGCAGAAAGAACAGACAAGUCCUUCAUGCCCACUCAACUUUCAUGUGACCUUUCGGUCUUCUCUCAGCCUGCGGAAGCAGCCAUGGAACAAUCCGGAAAUGAUGCCAAAACUAUACAGAAUGACCAGAUAGAGAUGUAUGGUGUUGGACAGGUCAGUGUCCAUGAGCAUCCACAGCCAGCCUGGUGCAGAGACAGAGCGCACGAGGCAGAUCACAUGGUACAAAGACAGAGGCAUGAUGGCUCAAGCGCACACCAGCAGCACAGGAGUUUAUCCAGAUCCAGUGAGGCCGGAGUCGGAGUCAGAACCAGAGACGGCAUGGCCUCCCAGGCCGGCUCGAACAUCCCCCACCAGGUGUUUUUGGGAAGAGGCCGUGGCGGACUCCGACGUUUCCGGGCUCAGCGGGUAACGAGCAUGGGUGGAGAGCGCCGCUUCAGAUGUUCGUUCUGUGAGCGGACUUUUAUGCGUUUUGGCCAGCUGAAGGAGCACAUGCGCAGCCACACUGGCGAGAGGCCAUACGCGUGCAGCCAGUGUGGCCGCAGCUUCACCAAACAGGGCAAUCUGAUCCGGCACGCCGUAGUGCACAGUGGAGAGAAACCAUACCAGUGCAAUCUGUGUGGGAAAUGCUUCACUCAGCGUUCCAGCUUAAAGUCCCAUCAGAAAACGCACACGCCAGACAGAGGCACUGUUCUGCAAGGACUCGCUGUACGUCAGCUGGUCAGAGAGCAACACGACAGCCUGGCUGUCACACAAACCAGGGGUUUUGUAUAGCAACAACCUGGCAUUGAUUUCAUUAUAAUCAGUAAUGUGUGUUGAUAAGCAGUUACACAGAUACUGUCGCAUUCGCGGAGUUGUCACGAUACGUGGCUGCCUAAAGAAGCUGUAUGUUUGGGCAGUGCUUGCAUUCUUUAGGAACAUUCUUUCCUAUUCAGAAGGCAACAUAAUAACAGGUGUCUUCUAAAAUUCCUUACUUUGGUCAGAUUUGAAGGAAUGUCGUGCUGUUCUUGGAGAAGGACGAACUGUUCAUGGACGGGCUGUACUGAAGGAUUGAAAAGCAUUACAGAUAGCUAGCCUUGUUAUGUAUAACUCCAAUUCCUAAAAAGUUGGGAUGCUGUGUAAACUGUAAAUAAAAACAGAAUGUGAUAAUUUGCAAAUCAUGGAAACCCUAUAUCCAUCCAUUAUCUGUAGCCGCUUAUCCUGUGUAGGGUCUCGGGCAAGCUGGAGCCUAUCCCAGCUGAGGAAACCCUAUAUUUUAUUGAAAAUAGUACAAAGACUACAUAUCAAAUGUUGAAACUGAAACAUUUUAUUGCUUUUUGAAAAAAUAGGCUCAUUUUGAAUUUGUCAGCAAUACGUUUCAGAAAAGUUGGGACAGGGGCAUGUUUACUACUGUGUUGCAUCACCUCUACUUUUAACAACACUGUAAUCGUUUGGGAACUGAGGAGACCAAUUGCUGUAGUUUUGAAAGUGAAAUGUUGUCCCAUUCUUUCCUGAUCUACAAUUUUAGUUGCUCAACAGUUCGGGGUCUCCUUUGUCAUAUUUUGUGCUUCAUAAUGCGCCAGAUGUUUUAAAUGGGAGACAGGUCUGGACUGGGGGCAGCACGGUGGUGUAGUGGUUAGCGCUGUCGCCUCACAGCAAGAAGGUCCGGGUUCGAGCCCCGUGGCCGGCGAGGGCCUUUCUGUGCGGAGUUUGCAUGUUCUCCCCGUGUCCGCGUGGGUUUCCUCCGGGUGCUCCGGUUUCCCCCACAGUCCAAAGACAUGCAGUUAGGUUAACUGGUGACUCUAAAUUGACCGUAGGUGUGAAUGUGAGUGUGAAUGGUUGUCUGUGUCUAUGUGUCAGCCCUGUGAUGACCUGGCGACUUGUCCAAGGUGUACCCCGCCUUUCGCCCGUAGUCAGCUGGGAUAGGCUCCAGCUUGCCUGCGAUCCUGUAGAAGGAUAAAGCGGCUAGAGAUAAUGAGAUGAGAUGAGAGACAGGUCUGGACUGCAGGCAGGCCAGUUUAGCACCUGGACUCUCUUACUACAGAGUCAUGGAGUUGUAAUAUGUGCAGAAAGCGGUUUGGCAUUGUCUUGCUGAAAGAAGGAAGGCCUUCCCUAAAAAAGAUUUUGUCUGGAUGGCAGUAUAUUGCUCUGAAACGUGUAUAUAUCAUUCAGCAUUAAUGAUGCCUUCCCAGAUGUACAAGCUACCCAUGUCAUGUGCACUAAUGCCCCCUCAUACCAUCACAGAUGCUGGCUUUUGACUAUGCACUGAUAACAAGCCGGAUGGUCCCUCUCUUCUUUAGCCUGGAGGACGUUGUGUCCAUGAUUUUCUAAAAUAAUUUCUACUUUUGAUUCGUCAGACCUCAGGACAAUUUUCCACUUCGUCUCAGUCCAUUGUAAAAGAGCUCAGGUCCAGAGAAGGUGGCGGUGUUUCUGGAUAUUGUUUUAUAUCUGGUUUUAACUUGCAUUUGUGGAUGCAGUAAUGAACUGUUUUCACAAACAGUGGUUUUCUGAAGUGAUGCUGAGCCCAUACAGUGAUUUCCACUACAGACACGUGUCUGCUUUUAAUGCAGUGUCGCCUGAGGGCCUGAAGAUCACAGGCAUCCAAUGUCAGUUUUUAGCCUUGUCUCUUGCAUACAGAGAUUUCUCCAGAUUCUCUGAAUCUUUUAAUGAUAUUACAUAUGUACCAUAGAUGACGUGAUCCCCAAAUUCUUUGCAGUUUUACACUGAGGAACAUUAUUCUUAAGUUGUUGCGUUGUUUGCCGGCACAGUCUUUCACAGAGCGGUGAACCCCUCCCCAUCUUUACUUCUGAGAGACUCCGCCUCUCUGGGAUGCUCUUUUUAUACCCAGUCAUAUUACUGACCUGUUGCCAAUUAACCAAAUUAGUUGGGGUUUUUUAGUUUAUUUUUUAAGCAUUACACAACUUUUUCAGUCUUUUUGUGCCCCUGUCCCAACUUUUCUGAAACGUGUUGCUGACAUCAAAUUCAAAAUGAGCAUAUGCUUUACAAAAAACAAUAAAAUUUCUCAGUUUCAACAUUUGAUAUGUUGUCUUCAUACUAUUUUCAGUGAAAUAUAGAGUUUCCAUGAUUUUCAAAUUGGGUUUUUAAUGGAUGUUUUACAGUGUUCCAACAUUUUUGGAAUUGGGGUUGUAGUUCAGAGUUUGUAGUUUGUGCCACAAUGUGGAAAUGUUGGCGUUAAGAUUUCUCCUUUUUUAAACAGCAAAGUCCAACACUUUCCCAAUGCAUUAAUCAUUCUUGUCUUUUGCACCAGAUUUGUAUUAUGAGCAGUGCAUGUUACUUGGAAAGCAUAUUGAGCAUUUGACUUCUGCUAUUACUGCAUUCCAUGUAGGUCACACUCGUAAUUUCAGGCUAGCCUCGGCUCUUAAUCCAGACAGUGCCUGGCUAUGUUUCAGCCUGCAGCGGUGCGUGCUGUCUCUCUCUCUCUUUCUCAUGUACAUCAUCUUGUUGUGCAAAAACGACAAUACGUAUCAUAUUGUGAAACACGUUUCUCAUUACAACACAACAGACAGUGAUGCAGAACUAUUGCAUUUCAGGAAACAUGCACAAUGCACACUUGCUCACUCUGCCUAUCACACAUUUUGGCUGUAUAUCAGUUGUGUUUGUCGUAGUGUAUCGGUUUAAAAGAGUGUCGUGAAAUCAUAUGGAUGGGUCUCUACCACUGGUCACCAAUGGUGAUCCAUUUCCACCAAAUACAAAGUACCAUUUCCUGCAA